This is a messenger RNA of Trichomycterus rosablanca, 1187 nucleotides long. It is a transcript of the gene rchy1, whose product is annotated as ring finger and CHY zinc finger domain containing 1. Lineage: Eukaryota; Metazoa; Chordata; Actinopteri; Siluriformes; Trichomycteridae. The record is from RefSeq and is a predicted model, not a curated record. Bases 7 to 726 code for a protein of 239 amino acids. Gene Ontology annotation, molecular function: zinc ion binding. The transcript is spliced from 8 exons.
GGAAACAUGGCGGCUACAGGAGAGGGCUGUGAGCAUUAUGUUCGCAAAUGUUUACUGAAAGCUCCGUGUUGUGAAAAGUUCUACGUGUGUCGACUUUGCCACGAUAACGAGGAGAAUCACCAAAUGAACCGGUUUCUGGUGAAGGAGGUGAAAUGUGCCCUGUGUGACUCCAUUCAACAGGCGCAGCAGGCGUGUCAGGCGUGUGGCGUGACGUUCAGCGAGUAUUUCUGCUGUAUCUGUCACCUGUACGAUAAAAACAAGCAGCAGUUCCACUGCCAGCCGUGUGGGAUCUGCAGGAUCGGGCCGAGAGAGAAGUUCUUCCACUGUGAUAAAUGUAAUUUAUGUUUAGCCAACGACCUGCAGGGUAACCACAAGUGUGUGGAGAACUCGUCGAGGCAGGACUGCGCCGUGUGUAUGGAGGACAUCCACACGUCCAGAAUCGGCGCUCACAUCCUGCCCUGCGGUCACCUGCUGCACAGGAUUUGUUUUGAAGAGAUGUGCAGAAACGGGGUGUAUCGGUGUCCCCUGUGUAUGCACACGGCGCUGGACAUGGAGAAGGACUGGGAGGACCGGGACGUGGAGAUCGCUCAGACCCCCAUGCCCCCCGAGUACGAGAGGAAAUUAAAGAUCCUGUGUUACGACUGUCAGGGCCGCAGCACCGUCGACUUCCACGUGUUGGGGAUGAAGUGCGGCUCCUGCGGCUCCUACAACACCACGCAGGAUUGAUACGGCCUUCAGAUCAACCACACCCAUCCCAGCAUACACGGCAACACCAAUAAAUCUCCUCCGUCCACUCACUGCUGCUAAAGUCUCAGCCUGAAGCAUCAACGUCUCACAGAAACAAACGUCCUCCUGACCGAUUAAACUCUGGGUGCUCAGUGUGGUGGGGCUGCAUUCACAAUCACAGGUUCAAAUCAGUCUGAGAGGCGCUGGUGUGAAUGAUGAACCAUAAUGAUGUGUAUUAAAUACGUUCCAUGGGUUUUAAUCAUGGACAACUGUAGCCUAGUGGUGAAGGUACUGGACUAGUAAUCGAAAGGUCGCUGGUUCAAGCCCCACCACUGCCGGGCCCUUAACCCUCAAUUGCUCAGAUUGUACACUGUCACAGUACUGUAAGUAACUUUGGAUAAAAGCGUCUGCUAAAUGCUGAAAAUGUAAAAAUCAUCAAUAAAUGCACAGAUGUCACUACA